AGCACCACCAAGAAAGAAGGGUUAAAAGUGGACUUAAAAAUCUCCAACAGUUGAGUUGAGUUGAGUUGAGUUGAGUUGAGUUGUUGUUUUUUGCAGUACAGUCAAAUGGUAGUAAUAAAUUUCACAGCUCACACCAUAAAAUCAAAAUCAAAAUAAAAAAGGAAAAUAAAUAAAAAAUUACCGAUAAUAAGUCUCAUUCAUAAGAGAUGAGAAAAAUCCCAUAUUUAGGAACAGAAACUUAUUACUACCUUACAUUACAUACACAGAAUUGAAAUUUCUGAAAAUUGAUGUUUGUUUGUUUAUAUAAACAAAAACACAUUUUCAUGAGUUGUAAGGCAUCAUCUAUUACCUACCACUGAUAACUCCAUCCCUUCUUUUUUCCUUAUUAUCAUCAACACAAAAAAAAUUCAUAUCAAAAUUUCUUCUUUAGAUAGAUAGCUCCAUUCUAUCUUAGAUUCAUUCUUACCCACUCACAUUUUUCUUCACCCAACAAUUUUUUUUUUUUUUUUUUUACCUAUAUAAACAUUGUUGUUCUUUUUGACAACUUCCUAGAUUUGGGUUCUUAAAAAGAUUAAACCUUUUUGUUUUGUGUUUUUUCACUUAUGAGAAACUGCUGUUUCUGAGAUCUGGGUUUUCAAGAUUUUCACUUGAGGUAUAAUAUUAUCAAGGUUUGUUUUUGAGAAAUGGGUUCUAAACUGAAUGAUGAAUUAUCAAAGAAACCUAUUUUGGGUAUAAAGGUUUGGGUUCUUAUUGCAAUUGUGGUUGGUUUGACAAUUAUAGUGAUUCUCAGUGUGCUUUCACUAUGUCUUACUUCAAGAAAGAAAUCUAGAAAAGCUAGGAAUAAGAUUCCUGUUACUGAGAUACCAAAUGUGUCAAAGGAAAUUAAGGAAGUUAGGGUUGAACAAGUAUCGACGAAUGGAUUUGCGCCACGUGAUGGAAUACUUUUAACCAUUCAUGAUAAAACUAGUGACAAAGAUUCGGACAAAGUUAUGGUUCAUUUAGGUUUAGGGAAGAAGAUGAAAAAUGGUGAUAGUAGUAGUCAUUCUGAUUCAUUUCAUCAAUAUAUUGAAAAAGAUGGUGGAGGGUCACAUUCACAAUCUGGAGAAGAAGGUAGUUCCGGGACGGUUACUGUGUACAAGCAGUCUUCUUCAUACCCUAUAACGGCUCCUUCGCCUUUAUCUGGUCUUCCGGAGUUCUCUCAUUUAGGUUGGGGUCAUUGGUUUACUUUGAGGGAUCUUGAACUUGCUACAAACCGUUUUGCGAAAGAAAAUGUACUUGGUGAAGGUGGAUAUGGAGUGGUUUAUAAGGGCCAGUUGAUCAAUGGAAGUGCAGUUGCAGUUAAAAAGAUACUCAAUAAUAUUGGUCAAGCAGAGAAAGAAUUUAGAGUGGAAGUUGAAGCUAUUGGCCAUGUCAGACACAAAAACUUGGUUCGCCUUUUGGGGUUCUGCGUUGAGGGAACUCACAGGAUCUUAGUAUAUGAGUAUGUCAAUAAUGGAAACUUGGAGCAAUGGCUUCAUGGUGCUAUGCGUCACCAUGGAUAUCUUACGUGGGAAGCACGUAUCAAGAUUCUCCUUGGCACAGCCAAAGCGCUUGCGUAUUUGCACGAAGCAAUUGAGCCAAAGGUGGUACACCGAGAUAUCAAGUCAAGUAACAUAUUAAUUGACGACGAUUUCAAUGCUAAGGUUUCUGAUUUUGGUCUUGCCAAAUUAUUGGGUGCUGGGAAGAGUCAUGUCACAACACGAGUUAUGGGAACCUUUGGAUAUGUAGCACCUGAAUAUGCAAACACUGGCCUUCUAAAUGAGAAGAGUGAUGUUUACAGCUUUGGUGUUUUGCUGUUGGAAGGAAUUACUGGAAGAGAUCCAGUCGAUUAUGGUCGUCCGACAAAUGAAGUGAAUCUAGUUGAUUGGCUGAAGAUGAUGGUUGGAAACAGGAGAUCAGAAGAAGUGGUGGACCCAAACAUUGAGGUAAAGCCAUCAACCAGAGCUUUGAAAAGGGCUCUCUUAACUGCUUUAAGAUGUGUAGAUCCAGAUUCUGAGAAAAGGCCUAAGAUGAGCCAAGUUGUUCGUAUGCUGGAGUCAGAGGAAUACCCUUUAGCAAGAGAGGAUCGAAGGCACAGAAGAAGAAACCAAGGGGGUAGUGCAGAAAUUGAAUCACAGAGGGAAUUUUCCGACACAGACAGGAGUGAGAUUCAGAGUUCUAGAGAAGAGAGCAGAGGGUAACUGCACACUCGACACAGCCAAAAGGCGGAUUCUUUUUAAGAAUCGAUGGUUUAUUGGGAUGUAUAAAGUGGUAGUUUUUGUUUUUUCCAGUAGCAUUUUAGAUUCUUGGAUUUAUAGGCAUUGCAAAGGGGUGGCACAACAAGAUAUGUUUUGUUUUUCCCUUUGAUAUGCUUGUGUUUUUGUUUUGGUGUCGGUCCAAUUGUUUGUGUAUGAAGGGGGGGUCGGGGUUGGUAUUGGUAAGAUAAGAACCCAAAAUACUGGGUGUGUACAUAAUCGGAUUUGUUCUUAAAUUCUAAUAUUUGUUCCAUAAA
Molecule: messenger RNA, 2530 nt
Organism: Trifolium pratense (red clover)
Lineage: Eukaryota; Viridiplantae; Streptophyta; Magnoliopsida; Fabales; Fabaceae
Product: probable receptor-like protein kinase At5g18500
Exons: 8
Coding region: 684-2219 (511 amino acids)
Biological process (GO): protein phosphorylation
Molecular function (GO): protein kinase activity; ATP binding
Source: RefSeq, a predicted model, not a curated record